This is a messenger RNA of Acanthoscelides obtectus, 1299 nucleotides long. The record is from the annotation of a GenBank genome assembly. NCBI's taxonomy places the organism in Eukaryota, Metazoa, Arthropoda, Insecta, Coleoptera, Chrysomelidae.
AUGGGUAUCAAUUCACCUUGGGAAAAUGCUCCAAGCCACGAGGAGAUGGUUGAUGAACCUGUGCAGGCAGAAUUCUUUCAUAAAGAUUUAGAGGAACAGACCCUAAGAGUAAUCCUAAAUAUGUAUGAUUGUCUGAAAAACGAAAAUCCAGAUUCCUCGCAAAAUCAAAUUUUAAACAGAAUUUGUAUCCUGACAAAAAUCAGUCGGUCUACCAUUUAUCGGGUUAUAAAAAGGGGAGAUGUAGUCAACCAUUCCUUCCACAGAAAGCGCAUAGGGCAAAAAUUAAAAAGAAUAGACGUGGGUUUUCAGGAAGAUAUUCGUCGUAUAAUAUACGGAUUUUAUAAAGAAAAUUUGGUGCCCACGUUGGAAAUGAUACGGGAUAAAUUAAAAGAUUAUCCUGAAGAUUUUUAUAAUUACGAAUGCUUAGACUCACUGCACUGUAUUGUAAAACUGUGUGGUUUUCAAUACAAAAAAUUAGAUAAAAGAAUGGUGAUUAUGGAGUCGUCUCGAAUCGUUGAAUUGCGCCAAGAAUUUUUGCACAAAGUUAAAAUCUAUAGAGAGCAGAAAAGAAAUCUGAUUUACCUGGAUGAAACGUGGUAUGAUACCCAUGAUGUUGUGCAGUACGGCUGGGUUGACGACAGCAACAAGUGCAUUUUAAAUGCAUCAUGCAACCGUGGAAAACGAAUCAUUAUUCUCCAUGCUGGCAGUGAAAAUGGAUUUAUACCUAAUGCCUUGCUGUUAUCUGCCAAAAAUAUCAAAGAAUCAUGUGCCGAUUAUCAUGAGGACAUGACCUCCGACUUAUUUGAAAGGAGGAUAGAGCAGCAGUUAAUACCAAACAUUUCCCCAAAUUCAGUGAUUAUUAUGGACAAUGCGCCAUACCAUUCCCGACAGAAAAACAAAAUUCCGAAUACAGGCACAAAAAAACAAGACAUUAUUGAUUUUAUGAAGGAUAAGGGAAUGGAAAUACCACAAAAAUCAACCAAAGCCAUAUUAUUCGAUCUUAUUAAAAGACAAAAAUUUGAAAAAGAGUAUGUUGUUGACAAUCUGCUUCAGCAAAAUGGCCAUGAAGUAUUACGUCUACCUCCCUAUUACUGCAUUUUUAACCCGAUUGAUGAAUCGCUAUUGGCCACAAUAAGAGAUGCAGUAUCUCAUAUUGCUGCCACAGACCUAUGGAAGCAGUGUUCUAGGCAUAUUAUUGAAAAAGAAAAUGAAUAUUGUGUUUUGCCUCCUGUAAAUCCCGUUGUAAUUCCUCUACAAGAUGACUCUAGCGACAGCUCCGAAGGCGAGGAUGAUAUAUAA